Molecule: messenger RNA, 441 nt
Organism: Ostertagia ostertagi
Lineage: Eukaryota; Metazoa; Nematoda; Chromadorea; Rhabditida; Trichostrongylidae
Source: the annotation of a GenBank genome assembly
AUGGGGUAUCCUCAUGGAUCGGCUGAAGUCGAAGAAGAUCAUAACGCCAACAUUUGCCGUUCGCAUUUCGCAAAGUGUCGGUAUGGAAGUAUGGGCGGAUUCUCUAGUGGAUUCUACACUUCACUGCUCUCAUUGGCACCUCGAUAUACCAGCACCAUGUCAGCGAUAUCGGUGUUUGUAGGAGUGCUGGCACGAUUGUCCACUCCUCCAUUGGUCGAAUUUAUUAUGAAAACGGGCACACUGGCGGAAUGGCAGAUUCUCUUUUGUAUUAUUGCUAUUUCUAACGUCUUCGCCGGAAUUAUAUUCGCCAUAUUCGGUUCAGGAGACGUCCAAGCUUGGGGUCUCGACGAUGAGCAAGAAAAGACGAAAGCUCCAGAGAAGCUGGACGAGCUCGCACUCAUCGAAAGCAAGAGGACCGAUUCUAUUUGUGUUGGAAUUUAA